UAGAGCAAUUUCAUCAAAAUGAAUGCAUUUUCUUUUUAGUAUUGGGCUGAGAAGAAAUGCGCUCUACGGAAACAUUGUGCAGGACUCUCAGCCUCAAUGAGACGCACUGGUGGUGGAGCAUCAGACAACUUACCUGCGCUCUCCGCUUUAGAUACUAGAUUGGUGGCAGUAAUGGGUGGGCGAGAAUUUGCAACAGGCGAUACAAGUUUGGCAGUCAACCCAUUUCCUCAAUCGACUAGUCACAGUAGUCAUACAGAGCUACCUAUAAUGAUAGAGAUUGUAGAAACAGGAGAACAAGUAUGCAAGCUAAUUCUCCUAUUCUUGGCAUGUCACACAUUGAUGCAAUACCAGCUUCAUCCACAAUACCUGCAUCGCCUGCACUUGAGAAUUCUAUACCUAUUAUACCACCAGCACCACGAACUCGCCGGCGGCGCCGAUCGUCGAUUUCGAGGCCACUGAAUUCACAAAUGGAGCAGUUUUCAAGUAUCGAAGCACGCAGGGUUGUAGCAGAGCUAAUUACAUCACAAGCAAUGCCUAAAUUAUUAAAAAAAAUGCGUGAAUGUAUAUCUAUACACGGCGGACAAGCUGGUGUGCAAAUUGGAAACGCUUGCUGGGAGCUGUACUGCCUAGAACAUGGCAUCCAGCCUGAUGGGCAGAUGCCCUCUGACAAGACCGUCGGUGGGGGCGAUGACUCGUUCAAUACAUUCUUCAGCGAGACCGGUGCAGGCAAGCAUGUUCCUCGAGCAGUGUUCAUAGACCUCGAGCCUACCGUAGUAGAUGAGGUGCGUACAGGAACUUACCGUCAAUUAUUUCACCCGGAACAGCUGAUUACGGGUAAAGAAGAUGCUGCCAACAACUACGCUCGGGGGCACUACACUAUCGGCAAAGAGAUUGUGGACUUGGUACUUGACAGGGUGCGGAAACUAGCCGACCAAUGCACCGGUUUGCAAGGAUUUCUCAUUUUUCACUCUUUUGGAGGCGGUACCGGCUCCGGUUUCGCAUCCCUGCUAAUGGAACGACUGUCCGUUGACUAUGGUAAGAAGUCUAAAUUAGAAUUCGCGAUUUACCCUGCCCCGCAGAUCUCAACCGCCGUCGUAGAACCUUACAAUUCUAUCUUAACAACACAUACAACAUUGGAACAUUCCGAUGCCGCCUUUAUGGUGGACAACGAAGCUAUCUAUGAUAUUUGCAGGAGGAACUUGGACAUUGAGAGGCCAACAUACACUAAUCUAAAUCGUCUGAUUGGUCAAAUUGUAUCGUCUAUCACUGCCUCAUUAAGGUUUGACGGUGCCCUGAACGUCGAUUUAACAGAAUUCCAGACAAACUUGGUACCUUACCCACGAAUUCAUUUCCCCCUCGUAACGUAUGCUCCUGUUAUCUCUGCUGAAAAAGCGUACCAUGAACAACUAUCUGUAGCGGAGAUAACUAAUGCAUGCUUCGAACCUGCAAAUCAGAUGGUUAAAUGCGACCCAAGACAUGGCAAAUACAUGGCGUGUUGCAUGCUUUACCGUGGGGAUGUAGUUCCAAAAGAUGUUAAUGCUGCUAUUGGAACUAUCAAGACAAAGAGAACUAUUCAGUUUGUUGACUGGUGUCCGACUGGCUUCAAAGUAGGCAUCAAUUACCAACCUCCCACCGUGGUGCCUGGUGGCGACUUAGCUAAGGUACAGCGCGCAGUCUGCAUGUUGUCAAAUACGACCGCCAUUGCUGAAGCGUGGUCGCGUCUCAACCACAAGUUUGAUCUGAUGUAUGCGAAGCGAGCGUUUGUCCAUUGGUAUGUCGGCGAAGGUAUGGAAGAAGGAGAGUUCUCGGAAGCUCGUGAAGAUCUGGCUGCACUCGAAAAGGAUUAUGAAGAAGUCGGUAUGGACUCUGGAGAAGGCGAAGGAGAGGGCGGUGAAGAGUACUAA
Molecule: messenger RNA, 1904 nt
Organism: Spodoptera littoralis (African cotton leafworm)
Lineage: Eukaryota; Metazoa; Arthropoda; Insecta; Lepidoptera; Noctuidae
Source: the annotation of a GenBank genome assembly